AUGUUGGUAGCCCGAGAGUGCUGGACUGAGGCUGUGGAUCAAGGACAGGCAGUGGAUGUGUUGUUCAUCGACUUUUCUAAAGCCUUUGACACCGUACCUCAUUGCCGUCUUUUGUUUAAACUAGAAUCCUACGGCGUUUCAGGCCAAGUAUCGAAGUGGAUUUCGGCUUUCCUGGAAGGAAGGCAGAUGAGCGUCCGAGUGGGUUCCGGGCUGUCUUUCAGACAAGCCGUUCUGAGUGGUGUUCCUCAGGGGUCGGUUCUCGGACAUCUACUGUUUGCAUUGUAUGUCAAUGAUCUCCCUGAGAAGCUUAAGGUACCAUCCCUUAUGUUUGCGGAUGACUUAAAAUUUUGGAAUACAGUGAGCGGUUCUGUUGGGCCCACGGCUUUACAGACAGCUCUGGACAAGCUUUGGGAGUGGUCAGAAUUGUGGCAGCUGCCAGUCAAUCUUGCAAAGUGUUCGGUCCUGCGCAUAGGAUUAAGCACUUCCACAACUUCUUACGUACUUGGCGGAAAUGUAUUGCGUCAAGUGACUGAACAAACGGACUUGGGUAUCUCGUUAUCCUCUGACUUCAAAUCCAGCGAGAACUGGACAAAUGCUACCUGCAAGGGUUUCCGAAUGCUGUGGAUGAUCCGCAGGUCAUUCGGCAUUAUAACGAAUGAAAUGUUCGUUAUAUUGUUCUCAGCCUUCGUCAGGCCAUACUUGGAGUACUGCGUGCAGGCCUGUCUUCCAUGCUUGGUACGCGAUGACACUUGA
This is a messenger RNA of Dicrocoelium dendriticum, 753 nucleotides long. The record is from the annotation of a GenBank genome assembly. Lineage: Eukaryota; Metazoa; Platyhelminthes; Trematoda; Plagiorchiida; Dicrocoeliidae.